ACUGGGCGGAUUCAGACACAUCUACACAAGCGAGUAAUUUGCGUUCUUCCAUAUUACAAGGUGAAUUUAUUAUCUGUUUACAUAUUGUAGCUAAAGGAUUUGGUCUUGGACUGCCAUUAUCAAAACAAUUACAACGGAUAAAUAUAGAUUUAGUAGAAGCUAUGAGCCUUGCCGAAGAUACCUUAAAAGAAUUUCAGACAUUACGAACAAAUGUAGAUAUUGAAUUUCAUGCUAUUUUUGAAGAUUCAAAAGGUUUAGCAAAUACAUUUAAUGUAGAUAUAUCUAUGCCAAGAAUAACAGGCAGACAAAAAAAUAGAGUUAAUAUUGUCACUGAAUCACCAGAAACCUAUUUUCGAAUAAGCGUAUUUAUACCUUAUUUAGAUACAUUCAUCGAACAACUAAAAUCAAGAUUCAUCGACCACAAAAAUACAAUUUUAGAUUUUAAAUCGCUAAUAUCUGUUGAACAAAAUGAAACGACAUUUUUGAAGUUGGCAAAAACUUACACGACUGAUUUAAGUGAAUGUCAAGAUUCUAUUUUAUUAUCAGAAUAUAAACUAUGGCAAAGACGUUUAAAAAAUGUUGAGACUUGUAAUUUACCAAAAAACGCAAUGGAAGCAAUAAUACUAUGCAAUCAAGAAAUAUAUCCAAAUGUUUUUAAAUUGCUACAAAUCUUUGCAACAUUACCAGUUUCUUCAUCAUCGAAUGAGAGAACCUUUUCAAAUUUAAAAAGAAUAAAGACUUACUUACGAAACACGAUAUCUCAAAAGAGAUUAAAUGGUUUGGCCAUGUUAUCGAUUCACAGAAAUGAACAAAUUACUACUGAUGAUGUUAUGAAGGAAUUGAGCUUAAAAAAAAGGCGUCUUGAAUUUAUUAUUUAA
Messenger RNA from Rhopalosiphum padi (bird cherry-oat aphid), 878 nucleotides. Its product is annotated as 52 kDa repressor of the inhibitor of the protein kinase-like. Gene Ontology annotation, molecular function: protein dimerization activity. The transcript is spliced from 2 exons. Bases 162 to 878 code for a protein of 238 amino acids. The record is from RefSeq and is a predicted model, not a curated record. NCBI's taxonomy places the organism in Eukaryota, Metazoa, Arthropoda, Insecta, Hemiptera, Aphididae.